ACAGUCCCCUACCUGUAUCUGACCCUCACCCUAUCCAUCCAUAACAGAACUUUUUUUUAUCCUCAUCGUGGCACUAGAAUAAAAACUACCACUAUGGCCCGUACCAAGCAGACCGCACGCAAGUCCACUGGAGGAAAAGCUCCUCGCAAGCAGCUCGCCACCAAGGCUGCCCGCAAGUCCGCCCCCGCCACCGGAGGUGUCAAGAAGCCUCACCGUUACCGUCCCGGUACUGUCGCUCUUCGUGAAAUCCGUCGUUACCAAAAAUCGACCGAGCUCUUGAUCCGUAAGCUCCCCUUCCAACGUCUCGUCCGUGAGAUCGCUCAGGACUUCAAGACUGACCUUCGUUUCCAGUCCUCUGCUAUCGGUGCCCUUCAGGAGGCCUCCGAGGCCUACCUCGUCUCACUCUUUGAGGACACCAACUUGGCUGCCAUUCAUGCCAAGCGUGUCACCAUCCAACCCAAGGACAUCCACUUGGCCCGCAGACUCCGUGGCGAGCGCACUUAAAAAAGACGUACUACUCUGUACCCACAAAAUACAAUAAAAGCAGAAUGGAU
Molecule: messenger RNA, 554 nt
Organism: Lobosporangium transversale
Lineage: Eukaryota; Fungi; Mortierellomycota; Mortierellomycetes; Mortierellales; Mortierellaceae
Product: histone H3
Exons: 2
Coding region: 94-504 (136 amino acids)
Cellular component (GO): nucleosome
Molecular function (GO): protein heterodimerization activity; DNA binding; structural constituent of chromatin
Source: RefSeq, a predicted model, not a curated record